Messenger RNA from Trichomycterus rosablanca, 2016 nucleotides. It is a transcript of the gene rcor1, whose product is annotated as REST corepressor 1. Gene Ontology annotation, molecular function: transcription corepressor activity. Gene Ontology annotation, cellular component: histone deacetylase complex; transcription regulator complex. The transcript is spliced from 13 exons. Bases 298 to 1656 code for a protein of 452 amino acids. Lineage: Eukaryota; Metazoa; Chordata; Actinopteri; Siluriformes; Trichomycteridae. The record is from RefSeq and is a predicted model, not a curated record. Gene Ontology annotation, biological process: regulation of transcription by RNA polymerase II; negative regulation of DNA-templated transcription.
GCUAAUCCGUUUACUUCCAUAGACUUCCACUACUGUAUUUAUAGCAGUUCGACUCGGGCUGAUUUUUUACAGCUAAUGUUUUAGCAUGCGUGCAUGGUAGUUUUUGGCCUUCAUAUCUCGAUGCAUUCAGGUCGUUUUGGAGCACUUUGAGCAAACUGGGACAUUUUAGACUUGAAAUAGGUAGAACUGUGUGUUUGACAACGGAGGCCGCACAUUAGCAUCGGUGUGUAACACUGCUUUAGGUUAGCCUGUUAGCACUGUGCGCGUGUGCGUGUGCGCGGUGAAAAGUUUUCAGCGAUGCCUGCGAUGUUGGAAAAAAGCACAGCGGAGAUCUCAGGGAAAAGAAGAGGCCGACAUUCUGUCAACAACCCCAACAAAAGUUUCACCUCAAACGGUAACAGUAAUAAUUCUUGGGAGGAAGGAAGUACGCCUUCAUCAAGUGAUGACGAGCAUGGUGCAGGAGGGAUGAGAGUGGGCUCACAGUAUCAGGCAGUGGUUCCAGAUUAUGAUCCAGAAGUGGCCAAGGCAAGCCAAGAGAGAGAGAAUCUGGGGAUGCUGGUAUGGAUUCCCAACCAGAACUUGCCAGAGUCUAAAUUGGACGAGUAUAUUGCAAUAGCCAAAGAAAAACAUGGGUACAAUAUGGAGCAGGCGUUGGGUAUGCUCUUCUGGCACAAACACAACAUAGAAAAGUCUUUAGCAGAUCUUCCUAACUUCACUCCUUUUCCUGAUGAGUGGACAGUGGAGGACAGAGUGCUCUUUGAACAGGGCUUCAGCUUUCACGGCAAGACUUUCCAUCGUAUUCAACAAAUGCUUCCAGACAAGUCUAUUGCAAGCCUGGUUCGAUUUUAUUAUUCAUGGAAGAAAACACGAAGCAAAACCAGCGUGAUGGACCGUCAUGCACGCAAGCAGAAGAGAGAUCGUGAGGAGAGUGAUGAGGCUGAAGAGACGAGCUGCAUCUCUCCAGCUGAUGGAGAAUUAGAGCCAAAAAAAGAAGAGAAAAAAGAGGGCUCAUCUGGACUUCAGAAACAGGAUACAGUUGUUCAAAAGCCAGCACCUCCCACAGACAAACCACUUCACAUUAAAAAAGAAGCACAGGGUUCAAGAAGCCACAACCGGGCCAAAAGAAAGCCACCUAAAGGCAUGCACCUGCACCGAAGCGAUGUGACAGCUGUUUCGAGCAGCGGCCCGGCUGCAACCGGCAUCCUCAGGCAACUGGACAUGGAGCUCAUCACCAUUAAACGACAGAUCCAGAGCAUCAAACAGAGCAACAGCGCCCUGAGAGAGGUGCUCAGUACUGGAGUGGAGGAGUUCCGACCUGCUGAGGUGAAUCAGAAGUUCAAUACACGCUGGACUACAGAGGAGCAGCUUCUUGCUGUCCAAGCUAUAAGAAAAUAUGGAAGGGAUUUUCAGGCCAUUUCCGAUGUCAUCGGCAACAAGUCAGUGGUGCAGGUCAAGAACUUUUUCGUAAACUACCGUCGCCGCUUCAACCUGGACGAGGUACUUCAGGAGUGGGAGGCUGAGCACGGUGUGGAAUCUUCUAAAAGUUCAGAGGAGGAGAAGAUGGAGGUGUCAUCUGAAGAGGGCACCACCACUCCUGUUCCACCUGAGGACCAGAAGGAGGAACCCACAGAAACACAGACCGCCUCUGCUUCCUGAGUGCCCACACAUUGGUCAGGUGAUUGCUCCCUCUAUAUAAGCAGACCAGCUGAUGCCGUGCUGUUGCAAAAGAGGCACUGGGUUAUACAGACUCUUCCUACUCGUUGUUUUUUUUGUUUUGUUUGUUUUUGUUUUUUUUCUCCUUUAACCCAGCUGAGCUUCAGGAAUCUUUUACAUCCCACCAAAUGAUAGCGCAAACAUCAACUGGUCUAUUAAAAGGAAUAAGGACUGUUUUAACUUCUGUACUCACUGCCAGCAGGAAGUAGAGUCUCUUUAUCAGGUUAAUGUGGUGCCUGGUGCUCCAAGCACUAAUUCAUUUAAUUGUCAGAAACUUUAAGAACGUUGGACUGAUUCUCAUUA